AUGCUGUCCCGACAAGCCUUCCGCGCCGUCCGAGCUGCAGCUCCCCAGCGGACGUUUGCCCGGUCCGCCGUGCGCAGCUACGCCGCCGCCGCCCAGCAGGACGUCAAGCCCCCGAUCGCUGUCUACGGCCUCGAUGGCACCUAUGCCACUGCUCUGUACACUGCCGCUGUCAAGUCGUCCUCCCUCGACCCGACCGCCAAGGCCCUCAGCGCUUUGAACGACGUUGUCACCAAGGACCCCAAGCUGUCCACCAUUCUGAGCACACCCACCUUGACCGAUGCCGACAAGAGCGCCAUCGUCUCCGAGCUGCAGAAGUCCCUGGGCGCCUCGGGCUCUAGCGAGACCAUCAAGAACUUCCUGACCACCCUCGCCGAGUACAACCGAUUGAGCAUCCUCAAGGGUGUCUGCGACAAGUUUGGCGAGCUGAUGAGCGCCUCCCGCGGCGAGGUCGAGAUGAUUGUCACCAGCGCCACGCAAUUGGACAACAGGACUCUGGGCCGCCUCGAGACUGCCGUUACCAAGUCCGCCUACGUUGGCCAGGGCAAGAAGCUCAAGGUCACCAACACUGUGAACCCGGACAUCGUUGGUGGACUCGUCGUUGAGAUCGGCGACCGAACCAUCGAUCUCUCUGUCUCGUCCAAGAUCGCCAAGAUGAACAAGCUCCUGACCGACACUCUGUAA
Molecule: messenger RNA, 681 nt
Organism: Neoarthrinium moseri
Lineage: Eukaryota; Fungi; Ascomycota; Sordariomycetes; Amphisphaeriales; Apiosporaceae
Exons: 3
Coding region: 1-681 (226 amino acids)
Biological process (GO): proton motive force-driven mitochondrial ATP synthesis
Cellular component (GO): membrane
Molecular function (GO): proton-transporting ATP synthase activity, rotational mechanism
Source: RefSeq, a predicted model, not a curated record